Molecule: messenger RNA, 2344 nt
Organism: Stegostoma tigrinum
Lineage: Eukaryota; Metazoa; Chordata; Chondrichthyes; Orectolobiformes; Stegostomatidae
Product: class I histocompatibility antigen, F10 alpha chain-like
Exons: 8
Coding region: 272-1333 (353 amino acids)
Biological process (GO): immune response
Cellular component (GO): external side of plasma membrane
Source: RefSeq, a predicted model, not a curated record
UUGUCUCCGCCUGUUCCAAAAAGUUUCUCGAAGGCAACUUGCAGCUCGGCUCAUUCUCCCGGCAACCGAUGAUAGGUUUGGGAGUAUUUAUCUGAUUGGGUUGUUCGCAUUCUUGGGGAAGUGAAUUUUCAAUUUUCUUUCGGAGUCUAUUAUGUAAAGAGCCUUUUAAUUUUGAUUGAGUCCAAACGGUAUCAAGGUGUUUGAGUGAACAGGAGCAGAGUUUUAAUAUCGGUCCAGACGCAGCUCACAGAUUGAGACACUCCGCUGGAAAAUGACUUCUCACGAAUUUCCAGAUGAUGUCAAAAUGAUCGGACUGAUAGUGCUGGGGCUUUUGUGUGGAGAGCUCUCUGCAGACACUCACUCUGUCCGGUAUUUUGCCACUGGCAUGACUCCAAUUCCCAGUUUCCCAGAGUUUGUGCUUGUUGGUUAUGUGGAUGGGGUCCAGUUUGUUAUGUACGACAGUGAUCGGAAAGAGCUAAUCCCCCGGGAACAGUGGAUGGUGGAGAGUGAGGGGCCUGAGUUGUGGAAAAGGAAACUAUUCCUCAUUCAGAAGCGGGAGGAUGUUUUCAGACACUAUUUUCCAAUAGUGAUGUCACUGACCAACCAGACAGACGGGAUUCACACAUUGCAGAUGAUGAUCGGUUGUGAUCUGAGGGACAAUGAGAUGGUGAGUGCUGUCAAUCAAUAUGGGUGGGAUGGACAAGGCAUUAUCAGUUUCGAUAAGGAUCAUGUCGUGUGGGUGACCCAAGUCCCCUGGGCGGACAGCAUCAAAAACAACUUGGACCAGGAUAAGUUCAACAACCAGCAAUGGAAGCAUUUUUUGGAGGUGGAGUGUGUUGAGUGGCUGAGGAAAUACCUGGAAUAUGGACAGAGAGAACUGAGUGUAGUUGCCCCCAUCGUGUCCCUUACCCGUCUGGGCAAUUCCAACCAGCUGUCCUGUCUCGUUACUGGGUUUUACCCCCAAGCCAUCGAGGUGACCCUGUGGAGGGAUGGAGUAUUGGUUGAUGAGACACUGUCCACUGGAAUCUUACCCAAUCAUGACAGGACCUACCAGAUCCGGAAAUGGAUGGAGUUUGAUCCGGUGGAUCAGGCUGAGUAUUCCUGUCAGGUGGAACACAGCGGGCUGGAGGACAAGCUGGUAGUGAUUUACGUCCGAAAGCCUCACUCUCAGGUUCCUGUUAUUGUUGGGAUUGUGCUUGGAGUCCUCGGAAUCAUCGCUCUUGCAGUUGUGGCUGUCUUCAUGUACAAGAAAAAAGUAAGAGGGAUGAGCAACUACAAUUCUACAAAAUCUCUUGGUGAAACCUCAUCCACAGACAGUUCUGUCAGUAUCUGAGUGGCCCCAAUUCAAUGAUGUCCUAUAAGGAAUGACCGGUUAAAACAUUCACUCUUGAUUCUGAAGCGUUUCAAAUCGAUGAUGCAAACAAUAAAAUCUCAAUACUCUAUGUGUCUUUCUAAUAUCUGGCCGUAUUAUCACUGUGUGACAAUAUGAUUCUUAUUCCUGGGUAGAAACGUUGUCUUCAAAUGGUGAUUCCAAAGUGACUGUGCAUCUGGCACCGACCUCUGAGGCACUGCAACAUGUACGUGUGAACGCUGUGCCAGCCAUUCAUCGAUGGUACAGUUCCAGAUCUUGGGUUAAAUAUUCAUUAGUAACACAGAAAUCCCUUCACAGUCUUAUUGAACUCAGUCAUUGCCUUACUGCUGUGUCAUUACAAAAAAUGUCAUGAACCAUCUACCUGCCCAGGUAUGUCACAGGCUCAGGAUUUCUGCCUUCAACAAUUUUCCAAGUAAAAGCACCUAUUGGUUUUAAACUAUCUCGUGUCAAGCUUGACUAAAGUAGAGGAAUCAUGGUAUGCGGCUAGCAUGUGUGGGAUUCCAGGUUUGCCUUUGUUUGCCUUUUCUCUGGGUUGCUGAGAUUCUACUAAAGUAUUUAUCUUUUUGCCCUCAUACAGCAGGAUACCUGCUUUUACAAUCAGCGACAUUAUACAUCAUUAUGUGUACUUACUGUCUAUUCAGUACCUCAAAAAUGUUCAGGUCACUAAAAUAUUAGGCCAAAUUUCCAUCCAUUCAACUCCCAAUUGCUUCACCCUAGGACUGAUCACAAGCAGGAAUAAAAGUUACAACUGAGCUCAUGAUUCACAUCAGCAUUUGCAUAACACAGUUUGUGACUACUCUAAUUUACAAUGGUACUAAAGUCAUUCUGAAAGAUCAAAGAAAUUUAAGCAGCGUACAUUCAGUUGGAUGACUUAAAUUAGCUUUCGUUAAUUUCCAAUAAAAUAAUAGUAGGGAAGUCUUUUGUAAUAACACUGAUGAUGGUUAUUUGAUUUAUGCUUUCAAAUCUGGGAUC